UGUGCAAUUCAAAUAAGAAUAGCUAGUUACCAAGGAGACACACACAUACACACAUCAAUGAUUCAGAGAGACCAACCGGUUUAAGAUUUUGGCAUUACUGUAUCUUCUUAAUUCAAGAGACCAUAACAUUUUAAAUGGGAAGGAGGCGGAGGGAGAAGAGAAUAUGAGACAAGUCAGAACGACGUGCACGCUGCCUUCCAGCACCAAGGACAGCUCCGGUUGUUUUGCCGGGGAACUGGAAUUCGCCAGCAAGAGAUGUUCAGAUGUAAAUGAAUUGAAGUAAGAAUUCUCCAGAGAACUCUUGAGUUUGGAAUCCGAAGGGAGCAGAGGGAGAAUCAAAUGGGAAAUGCAAUGCAAGGGCAACGACGAUCCAGAUGGAACUGAUUAAAGACAACACUGAGAAGACUCUAUUUGCAUCCAGGGGUGAAGAACAAAACCAUGAGCCCCUGGAGAGGGGUCUUGGUUACGCUGCAUUCUUGGUGCUUCCGUCAAGAAAAGCUGGGUGCCGUUUCUUCCUGCACUUUUCUAGGGAGAGAAAGGUGGGGCUGAGAUGUUUUUAAAACAAAUUCUUCAUCUCAAGAAUCGCUAAGGAAGAAGCAAUGCUGAUUUGGAUUCAGUGUCGGUCCUUAUCGGUCUUUCGAAGGAUUUCAAUUGCUGUUUGAAAUUCUGGCACCGAGCCUUUCCUCUGCUUGCCUGUCAUUUCCACCCCGUUUCAGCAAAUGGCAGGUGAAAUGAUGGAUUUGGCAAAAGAAACCUGAUACUGUAGAAUCUGAAGCCUGGCAUUCCUUCCCUGCCAACCAUAAUGUCAAUGAAACCUAGAAGAGGACUAAACUAAAGAGAUCUAAACACCGCCAAAGAUGAGUGGAACGUUCAGAGAUGUGGCAAUCCCUGCAAACUUCACUCAGACAAAGUUUGACUGAAAUCAACUCGGCUCUUCUAGACUCUCCAGUUUCAAUGGAGUUUCUUGUCCCCGACAAGAUUGGAUUGGCUUCAUUGCUUUUAAGACAGUUCUUGAACUUUUUGCUGCACCAUCUUGUCAUAUAUUUUUCACCCUCUUGAUUUAGAAACAAAUCUUUCCAGACAAAUUUCUUUGGAAUGGUGAGGAAAGCACCAGAACAUUCAAACUUCUGUAUGUGACGACUUACGAACACUUCCCACAUAGCUUGAUUUCUCCCUGAAGGUGAAAACGGCAGGAGUAUGUAGAUUAAAGGAAAGACUAACUUAUUCGGCCAGAAGUAGAACCUACUAAAACCUCCAUGUUGAAACAGCGGGACCACAGUUGCUAAGGUCCUGCCAUCUUUCCUCCAGGACCUCAACGGUAAGGAGAGGCAGUGGAGACCAAUCCUCUAAGAUGUUCAUUUGGACCAGUGGCCGGAGCUCCACAUCAUACAGGCAUGAUGAGAGAAGAAAUAUUUACCAAAAAAUCAGGGAUCAUGAUCUACUGGACAAAAGGAAAACAGUCACCGCUCUCAAAGCAGGAGAGGACCGGGCCAUACUCCUGGGACUGACCAUGAUGGUGUGUUCCAUUAUGAUGUACUUCCUUCUGGGCAUCACCCUGCUGAGAUCAUACAUGCAAAGUGUUUGGACAGAAGAGACCCAGUGCACACUCCUCAACAUCUCCAUCACGGAAACCUUUAACUGCUCGUUCAGCUGUGGUCCGGAGUGCUCGAAAAACUCUCAGUACCCCUGCUUACAGGUCUAUGUCAAUGUUUCCUCUUCAGGGCAAAAGUACCUACUUUACCACACAGAAGAAACCAUCAAGAUUAAUUCUGAGUGUUCUUAUAUACCCAAGUGUGGAAAGAACUUUGAAGAGUCUUUGUCCCUUGUGAAUGUCGUCAUGGAAAACUUCAAGAAGUAUCAACACUUUACCUGUUUCUGUGACCCAGAAGGCAUUCAAAAGAAUGUGUUGCUAACCAAACUUUACAGUUCCAAUGUGCUGUUCCACUCACUCUUUUGGCCAACAUGUAUGAUGAUAGGUGGACUUGUCAUUGUUGCCAUGGUCAAGUUGACCCAAUACUUGUCUCUUCUUUGUGAAAGGAUCCAACGAAUCAACAGAUAGGAGCAACCCCUAGCUUCUAGGAUUUGACUUACCGCUGAAAUACUGUUGUUUUUUUCCAUUCUUCACCAAAGAACCUUAAGUUUGUAAUGUUUCUGUUCUAAGUUCCUUAUAUUUUUAUGAAGUAGAGCAAUAACGAAAAAGGCUGUUCUAUAUGCAACUGUGAUGAUAUUCUUAUGCAGACAAUGAGAGAGGGAAUUAUGGUUUGCGUUGGCCAUCUAUAUGAUCUUGAUUUAUGCUGCAACUUAGUUAUUUUUCUUCUUCUCUUCUUCUUCCUCCACCUCCUUCUCUUUUUUCUUUUUCUACAGCCAAAACAGGGCUCAGUGUGAUCCUUUGCCAAGCCUUGUUAAUGAUUGAAUCAUCAUCUCAGCACAAAUCUGUUUUGGAAAGUCCUCCAGCCUGGUCACAUGUCUUCAUGUGGACCAUUUAAGUUCCACAUAGGCAUUGAGAAGGGGAGGGAAAAAUUCGAGUGUGGGGGGGGGAUGGUGAAAGGUAAGGACUCAAUUUGUUUACCAGAACUGAAACUAAGAUGGACGACAUGACCCAGAAAUCUUUUGCAGGUACAGAAUCUUACAAACACAGGGGAAAGCCAAAGACACCCAUUGCUGAACAUCUAGGCCCAAAUCUAAUGGAGUAUAAAUAAUCUCGUUUAAAUUCCACUGAAAUCAAUAAGACAUUUUUGUAAUGAAUUGUUUUUAUUGAGAUAUGAGCACAACUUUGAAUUUUUGGGAGGAUUCAAAUUUUUGGAUUAAGGCAAUAGCAUUUAUGUUGACUUCAUACUCAGGGUUAAGCUUUCCUUUCCGGCAUUUUACAUAUCCACUGAAAGGUUUAUUAAUUUGCAGUAUCUUUUACUCAUGGAUUAUUAUCUACCAAAGCUAUCGCCAAAAAGAGGGUGGGGGGGAAUCCCAGAUCUAUAAAACCUUGUCAACUCUUUUUCAUUUUCUAUUCCAGCCUGAGCCCUCUUGGCAGAGAUGAGACCAGAUAACCUCUUGCGUUCAAGUUUAUUAUGCAUAUUUUUCUUGCAUUUGCUACCAUAUCACUGUAAAGAAAAAUUUAAAAGAAAGAAAAUCACACAGGUUUUUUUUUUUUUCAUUUUUUACUUCCAACAGUUUUCAUUUGUUUGUUUUUUAUGGGACAUUUCAAAACAAAAAAAAAAAUACUAGACAACAAGAUAAAAAUAUAUUCUAUCUAGUGGUGUAUUGUAGUAUGGCUAUGUUAUAUUUUAUUAUUUCUUUUAUUAACUGGAAAGUGAGCAGUACUCUUCUUGUAUUUCACAGUGUCCAAAUCUGGGUAUAACCAUCACAAAGAAAAGAUCUGAAGAGAUGGCUUAGAUGCAAUUAGGGCGGGCACUGCAGUUCAAAAUAAGCUUAGGUGGUAUUGUAUUUAGCUUGGGGAAAAAAUUCCUUUAGUCUUGAGAAGCCAUGAAAAAGGUAUGUACAGUAGGGUAAUGCUACUCCUGGUGAAGAUUAUUUCUUCUUAGUCAUUUCAGAAUAAUUUUUCCCCAAUAGCAUUUUGAAAAAAAUAUAUACUUUAAACAAACUUUUAUACACACUGAAGGGGAACCAAAUUAGAAGCAUGCAUAGGCCAGCCUUAUAUUGUGGAGAAGCUAGGUUAUUCUCCAGAAGAUAACAGCUGUAAGGCAGUCUAUUUAGGAUGAGAGAUUGCAAAUGGUCAUAUUUAAUUUUAUUUUCAAAGUCCGUAUUUUGUUAGUUUGAUUGAUACAUGUCCCACUUUUCUGCUCUGGCAAGACUUCAAGAUAUAUUGAGCUCCAUAGUUGAUUGCUAUUUAAGAACAGCAAGGAGGUCUUUGCUAUUUAAGAAUAGCAAGGAGAAACUUUGGACAGCUUGCCAGGAGCACAGAAAAUAUUAAAACAAGGAUAAACCUGACCUGAGUAAAAUGUGGGUAAUAUAUGAGUAAGAACCAUUGCAUUAUUACUUGGUUGAGCAAAAGUGUACAGUGGAAUGAAGAUAGAUUAUUUGUGGAACAGAAGUUAUUCUAUGUGUAGUGGUACCUUAGUACUCAACUGCUUCAAAACUCAUCAAAUUUGAUACUCGACGCAUUUUGACACAAAAAUGUCCCGAUACUCAGUGUUUGUUUGGUACUCAAUGUGAUGCAAAAGGAAGUAGGGGACAGUCAAAGAAGGUGGACAGGAAGUAGGCCAUGCUGGGAAGAUCAUUGACUGAUCGGAAGUCCUUCCUAGCUGAAACAAAGGCUCAUGGUUUGUUUGGUACUCAUCCUUUCUAGUAUUCAUUGUGCCUUCUGGAAUCAAUUAAGGACGAAUACUGAGGUACCACUGUAAUUUGAAAACAAUAAGGUGAGAAAAGGUUUAUUUUAGAUCCAGUAGAUUAUCAUGAGGGUUAAAAAUGUUGAGGCUGUAACGAGCACAAUUAUAUUUUUCUGCCAAUCUCUCCUCUGCCUAAUUACCAAGAAUCACAGUUUACUUAAAUUAUAUCUAUAAGGAUGGUCUUAGCAGUUUCUGGUAUUGAAUUCAGCCCCAAGGGUGAAAUAUAAGGUAUUUGUUGAUCACUCUCUAGCAUUCUACAGAUUUUUAGCAAACAAAACAAUGAUUUAAAAAUGUUUUGGAAGCAUAAUUGUUUCCUUUUUUUUUUUUCAAAAGGAGAAAGCACAUUGGAUUUGCCGAGCUCAUCCAUUAGCUGAGUAAUUCUUUAUUCCCCAUUAUGUAAUGUCAACAACUUUUAUGGUGUUACAAGAUUCCAUGAAAUGUGCACGUGUUGUCUGAGCUAUAGAAGUCUGCAGCAGUGAAACUAAUCUUUGAACUUGUAACCCAUAAUGCAACAUUUUUUUCCUCAGGCAAAUAAAUUCCUGGGUGUGUAAUCAGGACUUCAAAACAGUGUGAUUUGGUACGCAAUUAAACCUUUGCGAUUUCAA
Messenger RNA from Pantherophis guttatus, 4945 nucleotides. RefSeq names its product potassium calcium-activated channel subfamily M regulatory beta subunit 2 (gene KCNMB2). Gene Ontology annotation, biological process: detection of calcium ion; potassium ion transport. The record is from RefSeq and is a predicted model, not a curated record. Gene Ontology annotation, cellular component: membrane; voltage-gated potassium channel complex. Gene Ontology annotation, molecular function: potassium channel regulator activity; calcium-activated potassium channel activity. NCBI's taxonomy places the organism in Eukaryota, Metazoa, Chordata, Lepidosauria, Squamata, Colubridae.